Betta splendens (Siamese fighting fish) is the source of this 7071-nucleotide messenger RNA. RefSeq names its product glycine receptor, alpha 1 (gene glra1). Gene Ontology annotation, biological process: regulation of membrane potential; signal transduction; chemical synaptic transmission. The coding region runs from base 1190 to 2584 and encodes 464 amino acids. Lineage: Eukaryota; Metazoa; Chordata; Actinopteri; Anabantiformes; Osphronemidae. Gene Ontology annotation, cellular component: neuron projection; postsynaptic membrane; synapse. Gene Ontology annotation, molecular function: extracellularly glycine-gated chloride channel activity; transmitter-gated monoatomic ion channel activity; glycine binding. The record is from RefSeq and is a predicted model, not a curated record. The transcript is spliced from 10 exons.
AGUUUGCUAAAUGACUGCAGCAAGAAAAUACAGUGCCGGAGCGCGACGAACCUGGCUCCGCCGCCUGCACGGUACCUCCGCGUGUCUGUGCGCGCGCGCCGGGCUCAGCCAGUGCCGCUGGUCCGCGCCUUUUCACGGUAGUCCAACCUCUCAGAGAGGACUGAUUGAUUUCCUGGUUUUUGGGGGGAGCGGUGCCCGCAUGGGAACGGAUGCGGAGCGCAACUUGACCACCACCAGACAAUGGGAGUAGCUGAUCCGCGCUGCUGCAGCGCCAAGUGCUACUACUACUACUCGCCCCUGGGAAACAAGUACGGGAGACAGGAGGAGAAGCGACAGCAGCAGGAGCAGAAGGAGCAAGAGAGGGAGGAAGGGAGAAGGAGGCAGACUUGUUCUACCUGCGGACCUCCGUCUCUGAGCAGCAGAGCCGGGACUCCCGCACCUGCCUGUGCGCACGGAUCCAAAGCGACGCUUCCGCCUCUGGGAUGCGUGUGAGGAACAAAAGCUCUGCAGCUCUCUGCGGCUCUGUUGGGAUUAGGGAAUAAAACACGCAUGCACUGUUUGUCUGUCCUCGGGAGACAACGAGGCGCAGGCCGUGAUUUUUCUUUUUUUCACCAAUGAAGGAAUAUGUUUCAUUUUCCCUCUAACCGCUGUGGAUCGCACAGCCUGGACUCAAGUGUAAUUGGGUGUAAUUGCAUGUCAACUCUCAGCAGCCUGUGAGCAUCAGACCUCAUCUAGAGGACCCCUCCGCUCCUCCUCCCCUUUCUGCUCCCUCUGCACCUCGAGCCAAAACCUGGACCAGCUUCCUCCCCGCAGCCGCGCCGGUGCGUCUGCCUGCCGCUGUCCGUGGUCCUGAAACUGUUUCCUGCUGGAUUUUGUUUUUCCGCGGAUCCACGGUGGCUUCAGGCGUGAGUGCGCACACAAGCAUGACUGCGCGGCCGGUUGGGAGGUUAUGAGCAUCCCGCGGCUCGGCACCGGCGACUCCGGAAUCUGAAGCACACGCAGAAAGCGGAACAUUCUCGGCUCACCUUGGAGGUCAUAAACCAUAAACACAACCCCCCCUCCCCUCUCCUCCUCUCCCUCCUCCUUUUCCACCACUAAAGGAUUUUGUUUUUUCUUGAGGGGGAUCCAUCCUCUCAGGAGUGUGACCCCCCACCACCACUAUUCAGCAACACCUUCACCCCCAGACAAAAUGAGACUGGCGAAAAUGUACCUACUAAACGUGCUGGGGAUCUAUUUGUGGGAGACGGUAGUGUUUUUCAGCUUGGCGGCAUCAAAAGAAGCUGCGGCGAGGAAAGCUGCCUCCCCAAUGCCGCCCUCGGAGUUCCUGGACAAACUCAUGGGCAAGGUUUCGGGCUACGAUGCCAGAAUCCGACCGAAUUUUAAAGACCCCAAAGGCUCCAAAAAUGAAGCUACUCACAAGAAAGGUCCUCCCGUAAACGUAACCUGCAACAUUUUUAUCAACAGCUUUGGCUCCAUCGCUGAGACAACAAUGGACUACCGAGUGAACAUCUUCCUGCGGCAGCAGUGGAACGACCCCCGGCUGGCCUACAGCGAGUACCCCGACGACUCGCUGGACCUGGACCCGUCCAUGCUGGACUCCAUCUGGAAGCCCGACCUGUUCUUCGCCAACGAGAAGGGGGCCAACUUCCACGAGGUCACCACCGACAACAAGCUGCUGCGCAUCUCCAAGAACGGCAACGUGCUCUACAGCAUACGAAUCACGCUGGUCCUGGCCUGUCCCAUGGACCUGAAGAACUUCCCCAUGGACGUCCAGACCUGCAUCAUGCAGCUGGAGAGCUUCGGCUACACCAUGAACGACCUCAUAUUCGAGUGGGACGAGAAAGGAGCGGUGCAGGUGGCCGACGGCCUGACGCUGCCUCAGUUCAUCCUGAAAGAGGAGAAGGACCUGCGCUACUGCACCAAGCACUACAACACAGGUAAAUUCACCUGCAUCGAGGCCCGCUUCCACCUGGAGCGUCAGAUGGGCUACUACCUGAUCCAGAUGUACAUCCCGUCGCUGCUCAUCGUCAUCCUGUCCUGGGUUUCCUUCUGGAUCAACAUGGACGCUGCUCCGGCCCGCGUGGGUCUGGGCAUCACCACGGUGCUGACCAUGACCACACAGAGCUCCGGCUCCAGAGCCUCUCUGCCCAAGGUGUCCUACGUGAAGGCCAUCGACAUCUGGAUGGCCGUGUGUCUGCUCUUCGUCUUCUCGGCGCUGCUGGAAUACGCCGCCGUCAACUUCAUCGCCCGCCAACACAAGGAGCUGCUGCGCUUCCGACGGAGGCGGCGACACAUGAAGGAGGACGACACGGGCGAGGGCCGCUUCAGCUUCCCCGGCUACGGAAUGGGCCCCGCCUGCCUGCAGGCCAAGGACGGCAUGGCCAUCAAGGGCAACAACAACAACGCCCCGGCCUCGGCCGCGCCCGAGAAGAGCAUCGAGGAGAUGAAGAAGCUGUUCAUCAGCAGGGCCAAGCGCAUUGACACGGUGUCCCGCGUGGCCUUCCCGCUCGUCUUCCUCAUUUUUAACAUUUUCUACUGGAUCAUUUACAAGAUCAUCCGCAGCGAGGACAUCCACAAGCAGUAGUGGAGAGGAGGAGGAGGAGGAGGAGGAGGAGGAGGCUGGCGACGCGAAGAGGACAACGCAAAGAAACAAACAGUAGGAACAGGAAUUCUCCUCGCUCCCUUUUCCGCACCUGCUUCCCUCGUCCUGUUCCUUCAUCCUCUUCCUCGGUUGGAGGAGGAUACGUUGCGUUUUCGUGGCUAUGGAACCGGCGCCGUCCCACCUGACCCUCACUAGUCUUUGUUUGAGAUAUAUAUUUGAUUUCCUCUCCUGUCUCCAAGCCCACCCUGCUCCCUGUCGUAUCACCUCCCCAUUCAUCCGGACCAGUGCAAUAGCAAUGCAGUAAAAUGCAUGAUUUAUGAAUGUGGCAAUAUAUUAAUGAAAAGAUGAAAAUGAAAAAGUAAAUACUGACUUUUGCAGACGCAUCCAAUAAACUGUUUGGGUGUGGAUGGAUUGGAACAAACAGAGAGGUUGAGAAUCUUGUAAAGGGUCUUGUAUCUGAAUUAGUUUUUUUUGUGUGAAGACAGAUAUACAAUUCUAUAUAAAAGCGUGAUGUGGGGGCGGGUGGGGGACGUGAGAGACUUACAGCAGUGUAAUAUACUUUACCAUAAUGAGAAAAAUAUGAAUUUUAUUUUGAAAGGCAGGUAUCUGGAAAUGAAGAACGAAGGCGGAUCAAUGCUUCCAUUAAACAAAGUGAUGCAAGCGUCACGUUGUGUAUAUUUAAAUUUGCUUCAAACGUGUAUUGCCAGCAGUUGUCAGCGCUUUUCCUCCCCCAGCCCGCUGAGCCGCUGCCAACACCCUAAAACCUCGAACUGCACAAACUCUGUCGCAGUCAAUCAGACGACUGGGCAAAAAAGAAAAAGAAUCCAAAAACACUGGACAAGCAGUGUUGAUGGUUGCGAGACAGAAAAUAUCAUUUCUGUGUGAUCAACGUGCUCCUAUACUUCGGUUCUUUAUGUAUGUGCCAACUGAACAUGUUGUGGCUGUGCGUCGCUCUCUUCUCGCCGAGGUUUGACCUCGCACCUCUUCUUUCAAUCUUUGGCAUAUUCAUUUAUUUUCAUUGUGUGAAGAAAAAGCAAAUCGACCCUGGACCAAGCAAAUCGCACAUCCUCGUUUGCUUUCCAUAUUGUGUUCACUGGGACUUGAACAUAGACAUGUUUACAUCUUAUUAAUGCUUUGUCCAUUCCUAAAUGUGACGCCCCCUCCAUCCCCAGCUAAGACCAUAUAUGUUGUAUAAUAUACAGAUAAAAACAUCUGUUGUACCUUAAUUUCCAUCUCAUUCACAUUAUGACCAACUGUAGCUGCAGACUUCACAUUCAUUUAGGGGAAAUUACGCCAUUAUCAUCAGCAUAGAAAGGAACAUGAGCUUUGAUUUUGUCGCCACCCUGUUGGACAGGAUUUGGUUGUUCAGCAAGUCUUUAGCUUUGAUGAUCUGUCAGAUGAUGCGUCUUUAUUUUACUUUGCACCGGGCUUCUCUAUGCAAUAAUUGGUAUAUGCAAUUAUGUUGUCUUUACUUUUGGCUCCCCCAUUUUUGUGGUGUCCUGAGUCUUUUAUGCUUGUGGGUAAAUAUGUAUUUUAAAACCACAGUGAAGACAGUGUCCACCUGUCUCAAGACAGAGCAGGAUCUAAAUCAGUGUUGUUUUAUUUUAUGUUUCAAGUUAAAUUUGCAAAAAGUACAUUUACAGUAAAAGUAGUUAAUGAUGAAAGUCUCAUUCAGUUAAAUUUAGUUUUUGGGGAUUUUUGCUGUUGUUAUUUUGUUUAUGCAGAAAAUGUUUCCAGAUGUUUAAGGGAUGUACUCUAUUUUCUGCUACACCGUCACUGCCAUUCAUUUUCACAGGAACAAACCUUUGUGCUUUCUGUAAAACAAUAAGGGAGAAGAUGAAAACCAUUCUGUCAGUAGGAAAUGGUCCCAGCUCGGCAGGACGGUCCAACCAGUGUUCUUCAGCGAUGAGCUGCUCGUUUAGUUGUUGAGUAGAUGUAGCCUGAUAGUUUUCUUUUUCUACUUUUGUGCUGAGCUUUGCUAACAACGUCCAACAAGUCAAGAGUUUGAAACAAAAAAACUGAACCUCAAUAAAAAUGUGUCAAACUUCAGACCUGCAGGAAGCGCGUCCUGGACUCAGGUCACUUAAAACCUUCAACUUUGAAGCGUUGGUCACAAUGAAAAUGUCUCAGUCCAACUUGGUUUUGAUGAUGUUUGGAAAAAUGCUUUAUUUUUGUUAAAUUAUAUCAGAUAAACUAAUGAUGUUUCACACUACAAUCAGAUAAUUACUUUUGAACUGUUUCAGGUUUUUCUGGUGGUUUGUUUUAAACCUGCCUCAAAGUCAACGUUUCCAUCUGUAAAAGUAAUUGUGCUUCUAAUGAGUUCAGAGUGCGAUGCGGAUCUGAAGGGCUAUGCCACACAUUUGUUCUGUUCGAGUUUAAACCUGUUUAAAUUUUAAAGUGAAAGUGCCAUAAAAGAAGUGAUUCAGCAAAAACUAUGCAUUUCAGUCAAUAAAUCAUUCAGAUGUAAAAGCUUUCAUGGCCAUGAUCACAAAGGAAGCAGUUCAUUGAGCAAUGCUCAUACAGCUUUUGUUUCAGACGAAGAACCUCUGGAAGGAAAUACAGGAGAAUGCCAACAUUCACAUGCAUGUUGGAAAUAAGCUCACAACAUGCGUUAACUCACGCCUGCUCUUCAUGUUUUAUGCAAGCAGCACAAAGUGCUACCAGGAACAAAAGGCAGCUUAAAGGGAGGCAUGCGCAUGGUCGUCUGGUCAGACAGCUGCCAGUCCUGUUCCUUAGCCACCAAAUGUGUGCAUCCUCAUCAGACUAAAGGGAUCUCUCUUACUGGUUGUUUAAUGCAGCACCUACAAACCUACGUCACAUCAAAGGCCUUUAUGUUUCCUUAAACGCAGCUGGAUGAGUCUGAAAUGAACUUGCUUUAAUGUCAUGAUUUCAUAUGUAGCACAACUCAGCUCAGGGCUGACUUUCGUAACAGCAGCUCUAUUUAAGAGUAGACGAGGUGACGUAGACACCGAGUCAGCAAAGCUGCUGUUUAGGCCAAUCCAAGCCUUGUGUCUGGUUUUUAGAUGCAGAAACUACAAAUGUCGACAUGAAUCCAGCUUCCUGUAACUUAACGGCUGUAGACUUUGCUUAUAUUAAUAAGCCUCUUGGCUUCGUAGCACAGCCCACGACACGUAGAGGAGACAUGAGAUGGGCUGUUUCUUCCAUCAGAUCACACAUCCCAUAAACAACCGUAUGAUGGACAGCUAGUACCACAUUAAAGCUUAGUGGCCGUUCACUCCAUGCCCCAAAUGCUGAAACGUCUUCAAUGUUCCCCAUGUUUUAAUUCCUUCACCACAUUUUCCACCUGAUACUGGACCAAAUCCAACCCCAACAAUAAGACAAGGUGAUGUUAUUCUCUCAUUUAUAACCUUUUGUUUUUGUUGUCAGACUGAAGGGUUGCUAGGCAACGCUCCUUCAGGCCUGAGCGGUUCCCUCUAGAGUUGUCAUGCCCCUCUCUGAUCAUGGCCAAACCUCAGCUGGGGAACGAACGCAGGCCAACGUUUAUCUCCCCUCGUCUUUGUGCCAUAGACACUGAAUAUGGAAAAGCCAGAGCGCGGCCCAUUUUCCUGUAGUGUUCACAGAACUGGUGCCAUACUGGGCUUGAUGCAUAUCGUGCAUCCAGCCACCACUUCCCAUCCAGAGUCGUGGCCGGGUUGCGUGUCACAGUCAUGUCAGAGCGUUGUCGUCUCUGUUACUCAUUGUUCCAUGAGGCUGGGGGAGGGUUGGUUCCUUACACCACAGACGCUGGGUUUGCUUGUAUUAUUAGACUGAACAAAGGUUCUGAAGGGGAUUUGAAGCCGCAUGGUUUGAGGUUUGUCUGUGAUUAAUGAUCCCUGAUGGGUUUGAGGAUUCUGUUUGGUUGUCCUGUAUUUUAUUGUAUGUAUGGUGCAAUUUGAUGCCCUGAGGGAGAAGGAAAAAACUCCUGAACUGCUGUGAACUAAAGGAAAUAUGAUUAUUAUUCUAUUUAUUUAUUUAAUUUCUUUGCACAAGUUGGAAUGGCCUUAUUUUUGCUUUACUUGCUUCUAUUGUGUAUUGGCACUAAGUGCGCCCAUGUAGUUUGCAGAAAUCGCAGUGCUCAUUACGAUGCUUAUAAUCCAAGACUGCACAUCCAAGCAGGAUUUUAAAAAAGAAAAGCAAAUCCUUUUUAUUUUUCAUUAAUCUGGAAACAAUAUUUUGCAUGAGUAUAAAUACAAUGGCAGAUAUUUUGGCUUGUACAAUAAAAUGUGAAGCAAUUUGAAGAGAAAAAAAGAAUGUACCAUUUCUGCUGUAUCUGUAUAUAUCUAAAUAUUUAUUGAAAUAUGUCAUACUACUAAUUCUAUUAACGAUUAAAGGUUUUCUGAACAAAAAUCUCCUUACCUGUUUUUGAACAUUGUCAAGAUUGUUGGAGAUGGAUCUUCUGCUUUCUGUUACUCGACUCAAGGAUCUGUAUAACCAUUAAAGAAAAACUAUUAAAAACAGCUAAUAAAUCA